Molecule: messenger RNA, 1026 nt
Organism: Haliotis rubra (blacklip abalone)
Lineage: Eukaryota; Metazoa; Mollusca; Gastropoda; Lepetellida; Haliotidae
Exons: 7
Coding region: 1-1026 (341 amino acids)
Source: RefSeq, a predicted model, not a curated record
AUGACCGAAAUCGUUACAUGUGAUGAAGGCAUGUAUGGCACAGAUUGUACACUGCAGUGUGGACAUUGCUCCAAUCGAAUCUGUAACAAUACUGACGGGACUUGCCAGGAUGGAUGUGAAGGGAAUUUUUCUGCACCGUUAUGCCAAGAAUGUCUCCAUACCAACUACGGGGCCACUUGUAAUGAGACAUGUGGAAACUGUGCGGGAACUGAUCGCUGUGACACAGGAACAGGAGAGUGUCCGUAUGGCUGUGUAUCAGGCUAUGACCAGGCAGAUGUGCGGUGUAAAAAUGCUCUAGCCCAUUCUCCUGGACUUGACAACUCUAUAAUAGCAGGGGGAGCAGCCGUGUCGGCACUCGCUGUCGUUGUUGUAGUCGUAGCAGCAGUUGUUAUCUGCAGGAGACGGACGGUAACUAAAGACAAAAGAGAAAAAGACAAUGCUGAUGGCUCAAGUUUACACCCCCAGUAUGACAUGAUUACGAUGGUGGACAAUUCAGUUAACGGUGAGCGAUCCGAGGGGUACCUGGUGGAUGAUGAACCAACAAGGGCCUCGCCUGCAGCUCUGCUCGAUGAUGAAGCAGCUAGGGCUCCACCUGCAGCUCCGCGCGAUGGUGGACCAACUAGGGCGUCACCUGCAGCCCUGCUCGAUGGUGAACCAGCUAGGGCCCCACCCGCAGCUCCGCUCGAUGGUGAACCAACUAAGACAACACCUGCAGCUCUGCUCGAUGGUGAACCAACAAGAGCUAUAUCGGAACCUGUCCUAGAUGACGAGGACGAGGACGCCAUGUUUUCUUUAGAAACUGGAGUAGCUGAAGAUGUCGAGACAGCAGCUACUUACUACAACUGGAUACCUCCCCACAUGGCGCUGGACAAACUACCCCAGUGUAUAGAGAAGAAAAAGAAGAAAUCAUCAUUUCAAGCCGAAUUUCAGGCCAUUCCCUAUGGCGCGAGACGUUCCCAUGAGGUUGGAAAGAAGCCGGACAACAAGAACAAGAACCGCUUUGUCGCUCUGUAUUCCUGUAAGUAA